Messenger RNA from Camelus dromedarius (Arabian camel), 7199 nucleotides. Its product is annotated as F-box/WD repeat-containing protein 10. Bases 1837 to 6873 code for a protein of 1678 amino acids. The record is from RefSeq and is a predicted model, not a curated record. NCBI's taxonomy places the organism in Eukaryota, Metazoa, Chordata, Mammalia, Artiodactyla, Camelidae. The transcript is spliced from 20 exons. Gene Ontology annotation, molecular function: zinc ion binding; protein binding.
GUGGGCAUGAGAUGGUGCGGGGAGAACAGGAGAUGAGUGAGAGGCUGGCUCAGUACCCCCAGUGGGAACCUGAGGUUGUGGAACCGGUCAGGCAGGGCGGCCAGGCCACCUUCCCUCACCUUCCCUCACCUUCCCUCUCCUUCCCCCGAAAGAUCAAAGGCUCUGUGGCACGUGGGUGGACCAGUUCAGCCACCAGAACCAGGGCAUUCUGAAAAGCAACCCUAUUCAUGGAUGUUGGCGAAAGCCCCAGACCGGUCUGGGCCAGGAGAAGCCGGCUCCUUUCUCUCCUGGCCGGAGGUGUAGAACCACGAAAUGAAAUGCGGGAGGCCCCUUCUGGGCGCCUCCAGUAGUGGGGUCUGGGGUACUCAGGAAACUUCGCGUUGCUGAAAGGGCCAAUUGAGGCGAUCAUGAUGUGCGUGUUCGGGGCAGGUGGACAACAAGCAGGCCUGCAUCUGGAUAGACUAUUACAGUCCCCCAUGCCAUCCAACGCCAUGCAGCAUUUCUUGGAUUUCUGAAAUGCCUUGGUCAGUGACAAGAAUCGCGCCUUGCUUUAUCUGGUUUAAUCCGGAUCCUGCAGAACCCAACCAGGAGUGGACAGCCAUGGGGAGGGGGAUGUCUUGGAGACACCCCAAUCCCCAAUCUCAGGGGCGAGCUGGACCAGCGCCCCCACCCCCCAGUUCCCUCUCUGUUCCAAUAGCUUUCCAAAUCCACUUGAGCAUAUCUGAAGAAAUCCUGGGGGGAAGCUAUAGACCCUCUCUAGGACACAGAAGUUGGGGGCCAGGUAUCCUGGAAUAAUCCUGGGUCCUUUGGUGCCCGUCUGGCAAAUGCAAAGUGUGCUGUGUCCCCCUUCCCAGCGAGGGGGUCUGGGAGCACUGUUCUUCGAAGGAGGUAGAUGCUUAUCUCAUCCCCUGGCCAUCGAUUAUGAGCUGGGUUGUGCCCCCCGUUCAUACAUUGAAGCCCUAACCUCCUCUGCCUGGGACUGUGGCUGUAUUUGGAGACUGCGCUUUUUAAAGAAGUCGUUCAAGUAAGACGAGUUCAUUAGGGUGGUCCCUAAUCCACAUCUGACUGGUGUCCUUAUGAAAAGAGGAGAUUAGGGCACAGACGUGCGCAGAGGAGAGACCAUGUGAAGACACAGGGGGAGGACAACCGUCUACAAGCCAAUGAGAGAGGCCUCAGAAGAGACCAUCGCUGCCAACACCUUGAUCUCGAACUUCCAGCCUCAGGACUGGGAGAAGACACGUUUCUGUUAUUUAACCCAGUCUGUGGUGCUUUGACCCACACACCACGUCUAGGAACACCUUAGUAAGUGAGCAGGGCCCCCCCGUCCCCCCAGGAGCCCCCGGGCAGGUGUGCAGGUGUCUGAAUGGAGCUUUAUGUGGAAGGAGACAAGGUUUUCCUGACUCUCCCGAUCGCCACUGAAAACCCACGUGUAGCCUGUCUCCUGGAGAUGGAAAGGAUGAAAACCUGUCCUGUGGCUGAAGUCCUUACAUUUUGGGUCCCUUUAAAACCUGAAAACAAAAAAUGGAGCCAGUCAGGCCACGUAAAGCAGCAUGGGCUUUUGCCCGCAGAGCUCAGGAAUCUCCGGUCUUUUCAGAGCGGGCCUGGUGGCAGGGCUGAGUCUGUGGGGGACUGACUCACACAGGAGUCGGAGUUCUGGGUCUGGGCAGGAGGAGGGGCAGGGCCGGCCACCCUGAGCCUGAGCAGUCGCUCGGCCUGUGUCACUGCCGCUGGCUGGUGUUCAAGCUCGAGCGGAGUAAUGACUGCGUGAGCUCCCCAGGGGGAGGAAACAGUUAAAACUCUGCAGCAGCUGCAGUCAUCUGGGCGUGGCUCCCUUGUAUGACUCGCAGCGGGAUCCUGGGCCAAGGGGCAGACAGACAGAUGGACAGACAGCGAGCCUUCCACAUGGCCGAGCUGGAUCUGAUGGCUCCAGGGCCACUGCCCGGGGUCCCCGCUCACCCGCUGACCACGCUCAGCCCAGACUCUGGGUCGGCCAGCCCGGGGGAAGGAGAGGACAUGGGCCCCCCGGGGACCCCCCCGGAGGGGACAGUCUCUGCGUGGCCGGGCAGGCCCGGGGUGGAGGCGGAGGAGGAGGUCCUGUGUGACUUCUGCCUCGGGGCCAGCAGGGUGAGGGCCGUGAAGUCCUGCCUGACCUGCAUGGUCAACUACUGCCCGGAGCACCUGCGGCCGCACCAGGAGAACAGCAGGCUGCAUGGCCACCAGCUGACCGAGCCCGUCAAGGACCAGGACCUGCGCGUCUGCCUGGCCCACCGCCGCCCACUGGUCGCCUUCUGCUGCCCUGAUGGGCAGUGCAUCUGCCAGGAGUGUGGCCAGGGCGAGCACCGGGGUCACGCUGCGGUCUCCUUGGACGCCGCCCGCAGGGACAAGGAGGUGGAACUUCGGGGCACCCAGUUAGACCUGGAGCGGAAGCUCCAGCUGAAUGAAAAUGCCAUCGCCAGGCUCCAAGCCAACCAUAAAUCCGUCUUGGUAUCGGUGUCCGAGGUGAAGGCCGUGGCUGAGGAGCAGUUUGGGGAGCUCCUUGCUGCUAUGAGGAAGGCCCAGGGCGACGUGAUGCUUUUCUUGGAGGAGAAGGAGCAAGCGGCUCUGGGCCAGGCCAACGGCAUCAAGACCCACCUGGAGCACAGGAGUGCGGAGAUGGAGAGGACCAGGCAGGAGCUGGAGCGGAUUUCUGCCAUCGGCAACACUGUGCUGUUCCUGGAGGAGUACUGCAAGUUCAAGAACGCGGAGGACUGCGCCUUCCCGAGUGUUUACAUUGGACUCAAGGACAAGCUCUCCGGCAUGCGCAAGGUCAUCAUGGACUCCACCGCGCACUUGAUCCAGCUGCUGCAGAGCUACAAGGAGAAGCUCCAGGAGAGCUCCAGGGAGGAGGAGUACGACAUCAGGACUCAGGUGUUGGCCGUCACUGAGCACAGACAUCGGACCUCGAAGCCAGAGCCCCGCACCAGACAGCAGUUCCUGCAGUAUGCCUGUGACGUCGCCUUCGACCCCGACACGGCGCACAGGUACCUCCGGCUGCAGGAGGACAACCGCAAGGUGACCAACACCACGCCCUGGGAGCACCCCUACCCGGACCUCCCCAGCAGGUUCUCGCACUGGCGGCAGGUGCUGUCCCAGCACAGCCUGUACCUGCACAGGUACUACUUCGAGCUGGAGCUCUCCGGGGCCGGCAUCUACGUGGGCCUCACCUACAAGGGCAUCGACCGCAAGGGCGAGGAGCGCAACAGCUGCAUUUCUGGAAACAACUUCUCCUGGAGCCUCCACUGGGACGGGAAGGAGUUCAGGGCCUGGCACAGCGACACGGAGACCCCACUCAAGGCCAGCCCUUUCCGGAGGCUGGGGGUCUACGUGGACUUCCUGGGAGGGGUCCUCUCCUUUUACGGCGUGGAGCCCGACGCCAUGACGCUGGUCCACAGGUUUGACUGUAAGUUUUCCGAGCCCGUCUACCCCGCCUUCUGGCUUUCCAAGAAGGAAAACGCCGUCCGGAUCGUGGAUCUGGGAGAGGAGCCCGGGAAGCCAGCGCCGGCCUCGCUGGAGGCUGCUCCCUCCGAUCAUCUCGGGACCAUGGAAAACCUGGAAUCGAGGCUCAGGAAUGCCCCCUAUUUUCGGUGUGAGAGGGGGAACGACUCUGUCCCCGUGUGCCAGAAGUGCGAGGCGUGCGUCCUGGCCUGGAAGGUCUUCUCCACCAAAGAGUGGUUCCGACGGGUGGGCGAGGUGUCCCGGAGGAGGUUUCUGGUCAGCGUCCUGGCGCAGCUGGAUAGCUCGUAUUUGUUGCACUAUUUCCAAAACAUCCUUCAGACCACGCAGGGGAAGGAUUUCGUCUACCACAGGUCCCGGGUCAACGUCAGCAAGAAGGAGGGGAGAGUCGUCAAGUCUUCCUUGAACCAGGUGCUGGACAAGACGAUGGAACAGGAGAUGAGGGAGAUCUUGCGCUGGUUUGGGAACAGCUCCCACCGGACGAAGGCCAGUUACACGCUCUUGCUGCUGCAGAUGUGCGACCCCAAGUUACUGCUGACUGCCGCCAACGUCAUCGGAGCCCUGUUUCUGAGAGAGCAGGACACCGCCUCAGGGUUCGGUCAUGACGCCAGCAAAGUGUUUUUCUUCCCUGAGAAAGGCUGCAGCCCCACCCCGCCGUGUGAGGCCUCACAAGUCUGCGGGGCAGGCAGAACCAGGGACACAGACUUCCCCUUGUCCACCAAAACCUCAGGAAAAGCAGGCUUGCAGGAGAUCAUGCCGGGGGGAGCAGCCGCUGCAGAAGGGCAGUGGAAGAGUUCACUCCAGUGCACUUCCAAGAUGAACAGACUGUUUUCUGGAAAAGCAAGGGUGUCCAAAGCAGGGUCGGCCCCCGACGACCUGCCUGUGGACCUCCAUGCUGUCCGGGAGCUGUCGUCCGGGGUCAGCCGGUACCGGGACUUCAUCCGUCACCUGCCUGUCCACCUCUCCAAGCGUAUCCUAAGCAUGCUGGAUAAGAACAGCUUGAACAGAUGUGCGUCUGUGAGCCGGCACUGGGCGGCGCUUGUGCAGCAGGUCAGGGCGGACCUGUCAACGCACAACUUCAUCCAGCACCAGAUCGCCUUCCUACAGGGGUCCUACACCAGGGGAAUAGACCCUCAUUACGCCAACAAGGUCUCCAUCCCGGUUCCUAAAGUGGUGGAUGAUGGGAAGCGCCUGAGAGUGAAAAAUCAGAAAUGGAAACUGAGAAUGAAGAGUGACUACAACCUGUGGACCGCAUACCAGAGCCAGGAAACUCAGCAGGUCCAGAUGGAGGAGAGGAAUGUCUUCUGUGGGACUUAUAAUAUCCGCAUUCUCUCUGACACGUGGGACCGAAACAGAAUCAUCCACUACUCUGGGGGAGACUUGCUAGCUGUGUCCUCCAACCGGAAGAUCCAGCUUCUGGACAUCAUACAAGUGAAGGAGGUCCCCAUCAGGCUCCGAGGCCACGCCGGGAGCGUCCGCGCCCUCUUCCUGUGUGAGGAGGACAACUUUCUUCUGAGCGGGAGUUAUGACCUGAGCAUCAGAUACUGGGAUCUGAAAAGUGGGGCUUGCAUUCGAAUCUUCAAUGGCCACCAGGGCACCAUCACGUGCAUGGAUGUGUAUAAGACCAAGCUUGUGUCUGGAGCAAAAGAUUGCCAGGUGAAAGAGUGGGAUGUCGAGACAGGGAGGUGCCUGAAGACCUUUAAACACAAAGACCCCAUUCUGGCCACCAGGAUCAAUGACACAUACAUUGUGAGCAGCUGUGAGAGAGGCGUGGUCAAGGUGUGGCACACCGUCACCGCCCAGCUGGUCAAGACUCUCAACGGCCAUGAGGGAGCCGUGAAGUGUCUAUUCUUUGACCAGUGGCAUCUCCUCUCGGGCAGCGCCGACGGCCUGGUCAUGGCCUGGAGCAUGGUGGGGAAGUAUGAGCGAUGCCUCAUGGCCUUCAAGCAUCCCAAGGAGGUGCUCCACGUGGCCCUUCUCUUCCUCCGGGUCAUCAGUGCCUGUGCAGACGGCAAGAUCCGCAUUUACAAUUUCCUAAAUGGGAGCUGCCUGAAGGUGAUGAAGGCCAAUGGCAGAGGUGAUCCUGUGCUGUCCUUCUUUAUUCAGGGCAACAGGAUGGUGAUCAACACGGAGAGCAAUGUUCUCAUGUUCCAGUUCGAGAAUAUAAAGUGGCAGUACCCCCUGGAACGGGCCAAACAGAAGACCAGGGACAAAGAGGAAGACAGGGAAGAAAACGACCUCACAGAAGUUCUCUCCAAGUCCAGCACUCAGAUCUACAGCCCCAGGGACUCUCUAUCCAGCAAACAAGUAGCCCAGGAGUCCCUGUUAAGCAAACCUCACAAGUCCCGCAUCUUUCUGAAGGCAUCCAGGUCACCUACAGCUUCCCCCCACCCUGAUCGUCAUUCAGCACCGUUAAUGGAAGCACCUCUGAGUCAAGGAAAGCCGAAGUCACCCCGAAGAGAUGGCAGGAAGAGAACGAGUCCCAGGGAUGCAAACGGCAGGGGUGGCCAGCGGGAGCAAGAGACUUGGGAAGCAAAACCCCUCCCCGGAGAAAAACCAGAUGAUGUGGAGAAAGUACCAAAAAAAGGACAAGUAAGAACUUCUGCAGAUUUGAUCACCCGCUCAAAGAAAAACUCCUGGCACGUCCCUAUGUCUUCUGACCAGUUGCUCCUGACAGUGAACGCCCUGCAGAAAGCCCAUAAUUCCAGGGAGUUUGCCUAUCCCUGUAGGCCCCAAGCCCAGGUCAUUGAUGCCUGGGGACCUUCAAUUUCAUACCCCAGGAAGGUCCUGAGUUUUAAGGGAAAAUCAGUCCAACGUGAAGUUGAUCGGCUGAGAUUCAGCAAUCCUCCCAUAGAUGUGAAACAAACCAGCAUUCCCCUCGAAAUCCAGAAGCUUCAGCCCAACCUGAAGAAUUCUCUGCACAGUCCCAGAGUCCAGUCCACCCUACCCCAGCCCGUGCUCAUCCGCCCCAGGCUCGCUGGCAGCGUACAGGGUGAAGACGGGGCGACCAGUUCAGUUGAUGGGACGGUGCGCAGCUUCAGUCCCUUAACUAGCAUGCAGGUCAUCAAACCAAACCAUAUGCUGGCCCUGCCGGUGGGCACGGCGGCCCAGGCUGCCGAGAAAGAUGGGCCUCACUUCUGCAAGGCCCUGGACCCCUUCCGAGUGAACACCCAGUUCAUGCUGUGGACUGUGAAGGAGCAGAAGGAGUAUGGGGAGGCCAUGGUGAAGGAGUAUCAGGCCAGAAAGCCCGCUGGAGUGGUCAACCCAGAAAAGGCCAGCAAAGCUGCCUGGAUCCGGAAGAUCAAAGGCCUGCCCAUAGACAAUUUCAUGAAGCAAGGAAAAACCGCAGCCCCUGAACUUGGACAAAACAUAUUUAUCUGAACCAGCCUUGGGAGGUUACAAUAUCUUACACUAAAUAGAAAACCAAGUGGAUUAUUGGUGUUUGGCCCCCUUUUUGGGUUUAUUUGUCAUUUCUCUCUCCCUCUCUUUUUUCUUUUUUGACUGUUCCCUAGCAAUUAAUGUGGGGGCUCAAUUAUUUUCCUACAAGCCAAAGAAUUGAUAUUUUCAAAGUAAUAAAAAAGAGGGAGGCUGAGUGAGAUCAGCAUCUGUAUUCCCACUGAAAACCACCCAGCGAGACACAGGGAGGCCCACUUUCACUGGUGGGGAUGGGGAAGUGGUUUUUGGAAAUUAAAUACCACUCAUCAUUA